AUAGUCCCAUCCCAGACGAAAAACAUUCCCCACCCACCCGCUACCGCUAGGGUUCCUCCUUCCCUUCCCCGCCGCCACCGGCCAUCGCCGGCCGGCGAAUCGGAGAAGACGCCGCGACUAUCCCGUUCCCGGAGCCGCCUCCACUCGCCACCGCCCUCUCCCCGUCACCAGGCCUCAUCCAUCCGACGCCUCGACGCCAAGCUACAGCCAGCCGGAGCCCUUGCAGCUGCAGCACGGACAACCACACCCUAACCCAGCGACCAAGAAGCCCAGGCCAGCGACGAUCCAUCAUCGAUGGCCGCGGUUCGACACGCAAUGAGGAGGCUCGGCGGCUCCCUGCUCCGGCCAACGGCCACCUCACCGGCAGCGGCGGCGCCAAGGCGGCUCACGCACAGCGAAAGCUUGGCCUCGGAGCAAGCUCGUCACGAGGAGGUGCUGCGCAAGGUCCAGCAGAAGACGGACGAGCUGUACGAUGUGUUGUGCGAGGCGGAGCGGGACUUCUGCACGAGCAGCUGGCGCAACACGCGCAUGCUCCAGCACCUCUCCAUGAGGGUCACGCCGAGGCCGUGGGACUGGAGGUGGCGCAUCCGGCGCUUCAACAGAAGGUUUCACAAUGUGGCAGAGCUUGCCGGGUUUAUCUCGCUCUACUUCGGCUUGGAGGCGCUGAAACAAGAAGUCAAGGAAAAGGAAAAGCAUGCGGCCGAGGCAACGACGGCGUCCUGCCCGAUCGACUGAGAACCAACCAAAGAUCCAUCAAGGACGAGUAGGAGAGGCGAUAACAUUAUCUUGCAUUGCGUUACGACGGACAACCAAAGACGAGAUGGUGAUCUUGUCUAGUGUUAUCUAAUUUGGUAGCUAUCUUUUGUGACCGGUAUUGUCUUGUGUGACAUGGUACUAAGUUGUUAUAUCCAUGAAACCAUGACUUGUUUUGGUUAUCUGCGAAUGCACCAAACCCUAGUUAAAUGUUAAAUGUGUAUGGAUUCUCCAUCGAGCUGGAUUUUAUAGGAGAGUUGGUUCUUUAA
Molecule: messenger RNA, 1022 nt
Organism: Triticum urartu
Lineage: Eukaryota; Viridiplantae; Streptophyta; Magnoliopsida; Poales; Poaceae
Source: RefSeq, a predicted model, not a curated record